This is a messenger RNA of Aricia agestis (brown argus), 1273 nucleotides long. RefSeq lists its product as uncharacterized. The record is from RefSeq and is a predicted model, not a curated record. NCBI's taxonomy places the organism in Eukaryota, Metazoa, Arthropoda, Insecta, Lepidoptera, Lycaenidae. The coding region runs from base 248 to 1273 and encodes 341 amino acids. The transcript has 2 exons.
CUUCGUAUCCCUCCCGAAGAUGAUUACAGAUUUACAAGCAGCAGUACGUAGUAUGGUGCUGUCCUCGUCACACCUUCAAAGACAUUAUACAAAAAAAACUCGCCGAACAGGUCAUGUUGCUGUCUCACUCUUACCCCUACCCGAUAUCGUUAUAUCUCCUUCAUCGACAUUACGUUUUUUGGUGCAGUCCGAGUCACACGUAAACUUUAUUUUGUUCUUUUGAUUACAUCGUUUAUAAUAAUUCAAAAUGGGCGGAAGGAAAAGAUCACGAUCGAAGGAGAAUGACUACGAAGGUCUCCUUAAAAAAAUUAGGAAAAUCGAACAUAAAGUUAGAAAGAAACGCCGCCUACCCUCAACCUCGUCAUCGGAAAGUGAAACAUAUCGUAAUGAUAUUACGGAAGAUUUGGCCGUUGAAAUGCCUUUACAAGAGGAAUCAUGCGAGGCCGACGAUAUAGAAGGAAACAUUGAUGCAAAUAUUACUGACACGGAGAACCUUGACCUAGAACAAGAUAUUUUGGAAAUAUUAGGAGAAGAUCCAACAUCAGUAAAAUCCUUUGGAGAUGACUUACACAAGGAUAUUGCUCCUAGGUGGAAGCAUAUUUUAUUAAAUGGCCUCUCUAAAGAGAAUAGGUCUGAAUUAUUAAAAACAUAUUUGGUACCAGAAAAUUGUACAUAUUUAAAAGCGCCUAAACUUAAUCUUGAAAUAAAGGCUGCGCUUACGGAGAUGAAUAACAAAAAAGAUAUGUACAGCCAAAGUAAGCAAAAUCAGUUAGGCAGUGGCCUAGCAGCGCUGGGAAAAGCCCUAAAUUUAGUACUUAGUAAAACAGCUGAUGUCAAUGGAUUGAUAAAGCCAUUGAGUGAUGCAGCUAAAAUGUUCUGCGAUUAUUACUUCAAAGAGUCGCAAUCGAGACGGUUCGCUGCCAUGAAUACCUUGAAUAAACAAACAAAAGAUGUGAUAAAGAAUACUAAAAUUGAUGAUUUUUUGUUUGGGUGUGAAUUGGCUGAACAACUAAAAUCCUCAAAAGCAAUUUCAAAAUCAGGCAUUGAAAUGCGUUCCCAAGUUACGACGGCUCGUCCUGCAGCCAGAAUUUCAAGCACGCCUCAGGCAGGUCCGUCUACCGCAGCCCGGCGUGGGGCUUUAAACGGGAGGGGAGCGCCGCGGGCGGCCGCCGAGCCGCGAGCGCCCCAGACCACCUGGAGACAGCACUCGGCGCGCGACCAGAGCUCCAAGAAGCCCAAAAACCUGCCGCGGUAUCGCUCGAAGAGACGUUGA